ACGGACUCGAAUAAUUACAAAGGCGCCCCCGUUCACCUUUUGAAAUCUCUCUCUCUCUCUUCUCUUUCUCUCUCUACAUUUGGUAGGGUUUCACACAUCAAUAGAAGAAAUGAUCAAAUGCACUCGCUACUCUACACCUUUUGCCCCAAAAUUAGCUCUGUACUCAUAAUUCAUUCAAUAAUUUCACUUCUAGAUUUCCAUAAGUCUCAAAUUUCGUGUCUUUAGGUUUAUGUGAACCCAAAUUUCUCUCAAGCGCACACACUCCCUCUCUAAUUCUAUGUAGGAGAGAGAUCAUGAACUUCACGGAUCCAUCAAUGGCACUACUGGCCGCGAGUGGCGGCGACACCGUGAAGCUCUUCGAUGUCUCCGUUGAGCCCGGCGAUCCUUGUACAUUGAGCUACACUCCUUCGCCGGGUUUCCAAGUCAACUCGGUGAAGUGGAACCACACUAAUUUGGUCGUAGCUAGUGCCGGAGAUGAUAAGAAGAUAUCGUUGUGGCGGAAAAAUGGGGAGAGUAUGGGGACCAUUCCAGUGGCCGGCACUGACGGUGGUGACAAUGUUGAGGAAUCUAUAAUGAGCAUCAGCUUUAGCAACAAGGGGUCUAGGUACAUAUGUUCUGGGGGAAGUGGUCAAGUUGUAAGAAUAUGGGAUUUGCAGAGGAAGCGUUGUAUUAAAUGGUUGAGGGGUCAUACUAAUACAAUAACAGGUGCAAUGUACAAUUGUAAAGAUGAGCACUUGGCUUCCAUCAGUCUUAACGGGGAUCUUAUUCUUCACAACCUUGCUUCUGGUGCAAGGGCUGCUGAACUCAAAGAUCCUAAUGAUCAGGUUCUGAGAGUGCUUGAUUAUUCUCGUAUUAGCAGGCACCUUUUGGUGACAGCUGGUGAUGACGGGUCUGUACAUCUAUGGGAUACUACUGGUCGCAGCCCGAAGGCUUCUUGGUUGACGCAGCAUUCUGCACCAACUGCUGCUAUUAGUUUCUCACCAUCAAAUGAUAAGGUUAUUGCUAGCGUUGGUCUGGAUAAAAAGUUAUACAUUUUUGACUCGGGGACUAGGAGAUCCGUAUUUUGCAUUCCUUAUGAGGCACCUUUCUCUUCAAUGGCUUUCAGAGACGAUGGUUGGACACUGGCAGCUGGAACAAGUAGUGGCAGGGUUGUAUUUUAUGAUGUUCGAGGAAAACCACAGCCUCUCACUGUUCUUCGUGCUUAUAGCAAUUCUGAGGCUGUCACAAGUCUAUGCUGGCAAAGAUCAAAACCUGUAAACGUAAUUGAAACCAAUUGCACAGCUGAAACUGCUCUUCUGGGAGGUGCUGUUGAAGAUUCAAUCCUUAUGCCUGACCCACUCCCUUCUGUGUCAUCAUCAAGCCUUUCAAUACCCACAACGGUAUCUGGUUCUCGAAAUCCAUCUUCCUUUUUAGCAACCAGUAGCAGAUCUAUAUCAAGCAUGCUAAAUUCAUCUACAGCAGAGGAAACACCACUUCGAAGCACUUUGUGGACUGGUGGAACUUUGGGAAGAUUACAUGCUCCUCGUAAUUAUAACUUCAAGGAUGACAUGGAGGUGUUUUCCCCACUUGUGGAAGUUCAUCCGGUUACACCAUCACUUGAUAAGCUGUGGGAUGAGCGCAAGGGAGCAAAGGAAGAUCAUAUAGCCGUUGAAAAGAAACAUUCUCUGCUGUUUCCUUCAUCUAGUAGGAGAUUUCCUCUUUCAGAGGAAGGGGAGAAUGAUCAUCCAAUUUUUGACUGGAAGUCUAGUUCAACUUCGAAGCAGGAUGACAUCCGUUCUACUUUUUCACAGCUGGGAUCUACUCCUGCUUCUUCCAAGAGUGAUGACGACUCCUCUAUCACUCCUCCAGAAGCUUGGGGUGGCGAGAGAUUAUCUGAUAAAUUUUCCCAUCAUCGUCAACAAGUUGGUUUUCCUUCUCGUUUUGCAAUGCUGUCAUCUAGUAGUCUGUCGUCGGGAUCAAUAUUUUCUGGAUUACAAGAUCUUUCUUUGUCUACAAGCCAGAUGAAUAUGAGCUCCCUAACAAGUUCAAGCCUGAGCCUAGCAAAUAUUCGUAGCAGAGACACCUCCUCCAAUCAAGAGACUUCAUUAGGUUUUCCAGAACAUGCUCCCCAUAGUUCCACAUCGCUUUCUACUGGACAGGCUAGCCUCGAAUCUCUGGGACCUGCAUUAGCCCUCCCACGAAGAUUUUCCACAUAUGCAGAGAGAAUAAGCACUAUUCCAUCCUUCAGCAAUGGAACAAUUCUUUCGGUGGGCUCACCAAAAACUAAGAAAACAGGAGUUGAAAUGAGGGAAGAACUUUUGAGUAGCUUGUUGUCAAGGCCUGACAUAUCAUCUGCUACAGAAGCAGUGAUUCUUCCAUCUAUGAAUGGUGGAACUGCAGUACCCCAGAAAACCCAAUCUCAGCCUGAACCACAACAGGGAACUUCCUUUACACUACAGCUGUUUCAACGCACUCUCGAAGAAACUCUUGCUUCUUUUCAGAAAUCCGUUCAUGAAGAUAUGAGAAAUCUUCAUAUAGAAAUUUUAAGACAGUUUCAUAUGCAGGAGAUGGAAACGUCAAACAUGAUGAACUCGAUCCUCGAAAACCAAGCUGAGCUAAUGAAAGAAAUCCGGUCCCUCCGGAAAGAAACCCAGCAACUCCGCCAAUUACUAUGAGCUUAAGCAAAGAUUUUGCUCCUGUUCCAUUUUUGAGUGGCUUUGUUACAUAAAAAAGAAAAGGUCUGGUAAUGGCGCUCUAGCUUAAUUGCUAUUGGCAGCUAUUGUACCUAGUGACAACAGGGGUGGAAAGAGAAUUCAGCGUUGCCAGCUGGGUUUAAAAUACGUAUAGAUGUGAUUGAUUUAUUUGUUAUGGGUGGUGAAUUCAUGUACAGAUUUUGUUAUAAUACACUUGUUACAAACUCGUUUCAGCUUCAUCUGUAAAUGGUGCUAAUGUUAUUCUUUAA
Messenger RNA from Cornus florida, 2941 nucleotides. RefSeq names its product protein NEDD1-like. Gene Ontology annotation, molecular function: gamma-tubulin complex binding; protein binding. The coding region runs from base 294 to 2654 and encodes 786 amino acids. Gene Ontology annotation, cellular component: kinetochore microtubule. Gene Ontology annotation, biological process: regulation of phragmoplast microtubule organization; cell plate assembly; regulation of mitotic spindle organization. The transcript is spliced from 10 exons. The record is from RefSeq and is a predicted model, not a curated record. Lineage: Eukaryota; Viridiplantae; Streptophyta; Magnoliopsida; Cornales; Cornaceae.